Molecule: messenger RNA, 1619 nt
Organism: Culex pipiens pallens (northern house mosquito)
Lineage: Eukaryota; Metazoa; Arthropoda; Insecta; Diptera; Culicidae
Gene: TrpRS
Product: tryptophan--tRNA ligase, cytoplasmic
Exons: 3
Coding region: 144-1394 (416 amino acids)
Biological process (GO): tryptophanyl-tRNA aminoacylation
Cellular component (GO): cytoplasm
Molecular function (GO): ATP binding; tryptophan-tRNA ligase activity
Source: RefSeq, a predicted model, not a curated record
ACCUGGCACCCCUGGUGCGAGUACAAGUGAAAAUUGCAGCAGUGUUAUUUGCGAUAUAAUCUCAGCCAGCGCGGUGAAAGGACCACUUUUUGUCCACCUCGGCGUUGCACGUGUGGCACUUGGUGUUUUUGUUCCGCGAAGCUAUGGGAGAUCAGCAGGAACCAUCAGUUGAGAAACUGUCCGUCGAGGACAGCAACGGCGCCCCCGAAGACGACGUCGUGGAUCCGUGGACCGUAACCAGCACAUCCGACAGCGGAGUGGACUAUGACAAAUUGAUCAAACGGUUUGGCUCUUCGCGGAUCGACGAUGCACUGGUGGAAAGGUUGGAGAAAGUGGCAGGAAAACCGGUUCACCCGCUUAUCCGGAGGGGCAUCUUUUUCUCUCAUCGGGAUCUGCACACGCUACUAAACAUGGUCGAGGCUGGAAAAAAGUUCUAUCUCUACACGGGCCGCGGUCCGUCGUCGGACUCAAUGCAUUUGGGCCAUUUGGUGCCGUUUAUCGUGACCAAAUGGCUCCAGGAGGCGUUCGAUGUGCCGCUCGUGAUUCAGCUGACCGAUGAUGAAAAAACGCUAUGGAAGGACCUAACCGUGGAGCAGUCGAUGAAGAUGGCACGGGAGAACGCCAAGGACAUCAUCGCUAUCGGGUUUGACGUGAACAAAACGUUCAUCUUCGCUAAUCUGGAUUACAUGGGCCGUUGUGCGGCCUUCUAUCAGAACAUCAUUCGCAUCCAGAAGUGCGUUACCUUCAACCAGGUGAAGGGAAUUUUCGGCUUUGGUGAUUCGGACGUUAUUGGAAAGAUUGGCUUUCCAGCGGCCCAAGCGGCGCCUGCCUUUUCCACGACGUUCCCGUUUAUCUUUGGGAGUGACAAACUACCGGUGCUGAUUCCUUGUGCGAUCGAUCAAGAUCCGUACUUUAGAAUGACGAGAGACGUCUCACCCCGAUUGGGAUUCCCCAAGCCGGCGCUCAUCCAUUCGAGUUUCUUUCCUGCCCUGCAGGGCGCGAAAACGAAAAUGUCCGCCAGUGAUGCCAACUCGGCAGUAUUUUUAACGGACACGCCGAAACAGAUCAAGAACAAGAUCAACAAGCAUGCAUUUUCCGGUGGCAAGCCGACCCUCGAGGAGCAUCGUCAGUUCGGGGGCAAUACCGAGAUCGACGUUAGCUUCCAGCUGUUGCGUUUCUUCCUGGAGGAUGACGAAGAGCUGGAGAAAAUCCGCGUUUCGUACAGCAAGGGAGAGCUGCUGAGUGGUGAAAUUAAAAAGAUUGCAAUCGAAACGCUGCAGCCGAUCGUGGCCGACCACCAGGUCAAGCGGAAGGACGUGACCGACGAAAUCCUGGAGCAAUUUAUGACACCGAGAAAGCUGAACUAUGAAUGUAGCGUCAAGAAGGGCAAAUAAUGACAUGGAACUGCGCGGGAAGGCAACAACUAGUAUUUCAUACGUACUUCGAAAAGAAAUGCAAGUUUUAAUGAAUUAGAUGUGGUGUUCUUAUUGCUGAUGCUUGCUUGAGCGUUAACUUUCUUCAAGCACGGUGUUUAUUUAUUUGUUAUUUAUGAUGAUGAAAAAAGAACAAAAUGCUUAAUAAUUGCUAAGAAAACGAGUAAGUAAACCUGUCUGCUUAUA